This is a messenger RNA of Pundamilia nyererei, 4635 nucleotides long. RefSeq names its product zinc finger protein 335 (gene znf335). The coding region runs from base 244 to 4602 and encodes 1452 amino acids. NCBI's taxonomy places the organism in Eukaryota, Metazoa, Chordata, Actinopteri, Cichliformes, Cichlidae. Gene Ontology annotation, cellular component: nucleus. Gene Ontology annotation, biological process: brain development; positive regulation of transcription by RNA polymerase II; positive regulation of neurogenesis. The transcript has 23 exons. The record is from RefSeq and is a predicted model, not a curated record. Gene Ontology annotation, molecular function: RNA polymerase II cis-regulatory region sequence-specific DNA binding.
UGUUAGCCCCACAAAAGCCCGACGUUAAGCGAACAGCAGUGCUGGUUAGCUAUAUGGAAGCUAGCCAGUUAGCUGUUUUGGUCGUGAGCAAGUUUAUAAAAAACUUUGUUCCUGGGUCUUCAACAAAUUAUGAUAGUGUGAAAAUCACAAGAGUUUCUUUCCCUGAAUCAAGAUACCCAUGAGAUUUACUAAAAAUUAAGAGUCAAAAGAUACGAUGUUAACAGAAGCAAAAGGCUUUGGGUUAUGGAUUUGGAGGAGAAUGAGGUGGAGAGCAGCAGUGAUGCAGGUCCCUCAGGGAUGGAGGAGCCAUCUGAAAGCGGCAUGGGAAUGGAGUCAUCAGAGGCGAUGUCUGCAGACAGCAGUGAUGCUGCUGCUUCUCAUGCACAGGCCCCAGAGUCUGACUGCCAUGUUGGACAGAGCUCGGAGGGACUUGUGGUGUUCAUCCCAGAAACAAGCUCUAGCACAGAUGUCAGAGUUUCAUCGGUCCAUCUUCCAGACUCCUCUUCAGUGGCCCAGUCCACCAGUGUGUCCAGUGUCUCCACGGUGACUCAGUCGGUGCUUGUGUCUGAGUCAGCUCAAGUGCUGGUCCACUCGAGUGCUGUCUCUGAAGGGGCUAUGAUGGUUUCUGACUCAACUGCUUCUACCUCAUCAGAUCUGGGGUCUGCCAUUGACAAGAUCAUAGAAUCCACCAUCGGCCCCGAUAUCAUGAAUGGUUGUAUAGCUGUGACCAGUGCAGAAGAUGGGGGUGCAGAAACAACCCAGUAUCUAAUACUACAAGGUCCAGAUGACGGUGCUCCUAUGGUAGCUCAGAUGUCAUCUUCUGCCCUGUCCAAUCGUAUAGCAAUAGAAGCUCUUGCCGAAGGUCCCACAUCCACCUGUCUUGACCAGAGAGACCUGCAAGGCAAUGUUGAGCCUGACCAGCCCGAUGAUCAGCCUGGACAUUCAGGUUACUUAGAAGACAGCAGCAGCCAGCCUGACCAGCCACAGCACUCCCACCCCUCCCAGUACAUGGACUGCAGUGCAGAUGGUCCAGACCAGACAGAGGAAUCUUCAUCUUCCUAUGUGGAGUGUUCAGGCGAGGAACCUGACCAGACACGCUCCCGUUCAGGCUUCCCUGACUAUAGUGGGAAUAACAGUGACCAGGAUCUGCCUGGUUAUGUGGGGUGCAGUGGAGCUGACUCAAAUCCUACCAGCCGAAGUCACUAUGUGGUGGAGUGCAGUGCUGGGUAUCCUGGGCGUGCAGUGGAUGACGGGGAGCGGCCACAUCAUUCACGCAGUUACAUUGACAGUAGUGCAGAUCACCGGACUCAGACAAGUCGUCAGUAUGCGACUGAGUAUGGUGGGGAAUGUGUUGUAGCUGCAGACUCUGAGCAGCCAGGUUGUUCUCGUUACCAAGCGGAGGACGACGAUGAUGAAGAUGAUGAUCAGAACCAGGAUCCAGAUCAGCCACAGCACUCUCAACAGCAGCCCCAGCACUCCUGUUAUAUGGAGAGCAGCAAUGGCCCAGAGGCUUCUCUCUAUACUGACGACAGUUCCUCUUCAGACCAUCCUCUGGCAGACACGGCAGGUUCAGGUGGGCUUCCAGAGGCACUGGAAGGCAGCGAGAGCCAGCCGGGCCCAUUCAUCAGCAGCAGUGGGACCUAUACCUCUAAUGCAGAACCUGAGCUGGCCCAGCACUGCUCACCCAGCAAAGAGGAGCCCCAAGGCUCUCAGGAUGAAGCUGGGCUCGGCAGGGACAUGGAGACAUCAACUGUAGCAGAAGGCUCUGGAGAACGACCACCAAACCUGGCUGAGUUAGAGGAAAUGAUGGAGGUAGUGAUCGUGCAGCAGUUCAAGUGUAAAAUGUGUCCAUACAAGAGUGCCUCCAAAGAUACUCUUAUCAACCACAUGAGAGACAAACACUUCAAACCUGCAGGGGAAAUGCCAAAGAAGCGUAAACGUGGACGACCUCCUAAAAGUGAGACCUUAGCCCGUCAAAAGGCAGAGAGGGAGGAGGCAGCAAAGAUGAAGGCCGCAGAGUCCCAGCAAGCAGCAGAAGAAGAGGAGGAUGACGUUGUGGAUGAUGGUGCUAUUGAUGAUCCUGAAAAGGACAGCGACUACAACCCAGCUGAUGAAGAUUCCAAAGGAAGACCACCUGCCAUUCUGAAAAAGUCAGCAACUCCCACUUCCUCCUCCUCUUCUCCUCAAGGGCGUCCCCGACGUAAAGCUGGCCGUCCAAGGAAGUACUCAGUUGUAGAUGAAGGCUACAGCAGCAAAGAAGCAGAAAGUAUUGCUAAGAAGCCUAGGGUUUGUUCGGAUGCUAAUGAGUCUGAAGAGGCAAGCUCUUCAGGCCUAGACAAUAGUGCACCCACGGUGACUGAUGGAGAUGCACCUGAGGCAGCAAUUAGCCAGUCAGACUCUGAGAACAAAGAUCCUUCAUCCAACCAACGGACGGAGGUGGAGUACUUCCCAAGAAAACGUGGCAGACCAUCCCGGCGCUUCCUUCGCAAGAAAUAUAAGAAGUAUAUGAAUCGGAAUCGGCACUACAAAUCUCUAAAACCACUGCUGAGACCUCACAACUGCUACAUCUGUGGGUCACGUUUCCUCACUCUAGAAGACCUGCGCUUCCACAUCGACUCACAUGAAGGCAAUGAUCCGGAGCUCUUCAAGUGCCUGCAGUGCAACUAUCGCUGCAAGCGCUGGUCCUCGCUCAAGGAGCACAUGUUCAACCACGAGGGCACCAAGCCAUUCAAAUGUGAGGAGUGUGAUUACACAAGCGUGUACAAGAAAGAUGUUAUUCGGCAUUCGGCAGUCCACAACAAAGAGCGGAAAAGGAAGACAGAGUCGGUGCCGAAGGCGUCGGAGUUCCCCUGCCCUGUGUGUCACAGGGUGUAUCCCAUGCAAAAGAGACUUACUCAGCACUUAAAAACCCACAGCUCAGAGAAACCACACAUGUGCGAUAAGUGUGGAAAAUCCUUCAAGAAGCGUUACACUUUCAAAAUGCACCUCCUAACCCACAUCCAGAGUCUUGAGGACAACAAGUUCAAAUGUGAGUUUUGUGACUACACUUGUGACAACAAGAAGCUGCUGCUCAACCAUCAGCUGUCCCACACCAACGACAGGCCUUUUAAGUGCGACUACUGUAAAUACUCUACUUCCAAAGAGGAGUUUCUCGUCUCCCAUCUGGCCAUCAAACACACAGGCGAGAAGCCUUUCUCCUGUGAUAUGUGUCACUUCAUGACUAAGCACAGGAAGAACCUGCGCCUUCAUGUGCAGUGUCGCCACGCUGAGGCAUUUGAAGAGUGGUCUUUGGCUCACCCUGAAGAGCCUGUAAAGACACGGCGUAGACCUUUCUUCACCCUGCAGCAAAUAGAAGAGCUGAAACAGCAACAUGAAGACACACAGAGUUUGCAGAACACUAUUGUCACUGUGGAUUCUGCAACGCUGCAAGCCAUGCAGGGCAUGGAAAACGCCUCAGUGUCCCAGGACGCUUUGGGAAACACCACGAUCAUCUAUGAACAAGCUGAAUCCAGCGACCUAUCUGCUCAGAAUGCCCUGGACCUACUGCUGAAUAUGAGCAAUGCACGGGAGCUGGUUAGGAACUCCUUACAGGUAGCAGUGCUGAAGUCAGAUGGAAAAGCUUUGGAGAAGGGAACAUGGAGCACGGUGACAGCAGCGUCCGGUCAGGCCCAAAAGAUCUUGACCUUCCAUGUUUCUGAGAAUGGCGAGACAGUGCUACAAGAGGCCUACGAGGCUGCCACCUCUGAAACAGGCGAGCUUACCCACAUCGCCAUUGAAGGCUAUGAGGGGGGAGGGGACUUCAGUGUGGUGGAGCAGGCAGCUGAAGAAAUCCGUAGUCCUGGAUAUAGUAAUGUGGAGUCUAGCCCUUCUCAAGCUUUAGAGGUUUCUGGGUCAGAGAGCUUGAAAAGUGACAAGUAUUAUCUUACAUCAGCACUGGCUGAUGGUGUAUUGCAACAAGUGGAGCUGAGCAGCGAAGCUCCAGCUUCUCCCUCUGCAGUGGGCUCUCCCAGUCUCACUACGAAGAGGUUUUCCUGUCGAAUCUGCAUGGAGUCUUUCCAUGGACGCUCGGACAUGGAGAACCACAAGAGGGCGCACGUGGAUGCCAAUACUUUUAAGUGUCCUGACUGUGACUUCACCUCCACCUCCUGGCCUGAGGUCAAGACCCACAUGGGACAGCACUCCUACCUGCGUCCUCACAAGUGUCCAAACUGCAGCUUUGCCUCCAAGAACAAGAAAGACCUACGCAGACACAUGAUGACGCACACCAAUGAGAAACCAUUUUCUUGCAAACUUUGUGGACAAAGGUUUAACCGCAAUGGCCAUCUGAAGUUUCACAUGGAGCGUCUUCACAAUCAGGAUAAUCCUGCUCGCAAAAGUCGAACUACUGCGUCUCAGCAAACUAUAAUAGUUAACAGCGAUGAGGAGGCAUUAGCCACACUACAGUCCCUGCAGGGACAUCAGGCAGUGAUCACUCCCGAGCGGCUGCAGGCUCUAGGACAGGAGCACAUCAUUGUAGCUCAGGAACAAGCACUGUCAGACCAGGUAACAGCUCUCACACAGUACAGCCUAUAUGUAUGUAGUGUACUCUCCAAAAUGGAUUGAUUUUGCACGUGUAACUGCUAAACAUUUGAUAAA